AGAAGACAAGGCAGGAUGGAGGCCCUGAAUGGUGGAAUCAGAACUGAGAUUGGAGAUGUAUCAGCUCAUCGCAUAGUGGAAAGCCUUAAUUACCUUGAGCCUGGCGAGCAGUUUGGACUUCUGCAUCACCAUCCCCAGAAGGAUGGCCAGUUUUGUGAAAUCACAAUAGAAGAAGACAUUGAUGAAACCAGAUCGAUGAAGGAGAAAGAGAAAAAGAAAAAAACACAGCCUUCACCCACACCGCCACCCCCUCCACCAAAGAAAAAGAAGCUCCCUGACCAAGAACAGAAAGCCAUAAAGAUCCAGGCCUGGUGGCGGGGCACCCUGGUGCGCAGGACAUUGCUGCAUGCGACACUCAGAGCAUGGAUCAUUCAGCAGUGGUGGAAGAUGACACUGGCAAAGCUGCUGGAAAAGAGGAAACGAGCAGCCCUAGAGUCCUAUGCGCAGCAAGAAUGGGCAGUGGUCAAGCUACAGUCCUUGGUCCGCAUGUGGCACAUACGCCAGCGAUACUGCCGUUUGCUCCACGCUGCCCGCAUCAUUCAGCUGUAUUGGCGCUGGCAUAAUUGCCAUAGCCGUGGCUUUUUCCAGGGCAGCUAUGACCUCACAGCAUCCCAUCUGGGACUAGAACUCGAGAUUUUUCUGGGGUCACAGAUUUGUCGGAUUACAGACUGCAUCCCCUUCCCAAUAAAGAGCUAAUCAGGUCUGCUCCAA
Molecule: messenger RNA, 711 nt
Organism: Neofelis nebulosa (Clouded leopard)
Lineage: Eukaryota; Metazoa; Chordata; Mammalia; Carnivora; Felidae
Product: IQ domain-containing protein F5-like
Exons: 4
Coding region: 16-696 (226 amino acids)
Molecular function (GO): calmodulin binding
Source: RefSeq, a predicted model, not a curated record